CUUUCUGAGGGUCCUUUGUUGCUCAAGCGCUCCUCCUACUCAAAUAUUCAGGUGCAAGAUGCUUUCAUUUUCGAUCCUCAACUGCAAUUUAUACGACGCAGACUAACAGCAGAAGAGAAGCGCGUUGUUAAACGCGGACGUAACCGUGUUGUUCGAUUGUAUCAAUUGUUAGACUCGCACUCUGUGUGCUUAUUACUUUUCCUCUCUCGUCUAAUGCUGCCUUCUCAAAUUGGCUUACAUGAUGGUGCUUUGGGUCCAACCACCAUCGAUGAUACAAUUCUGCCGUUGGUCACCCCAUUAGUCGAUCAUCAGACCCAGCUAAUCCAGCCUUCUCACAUGCGAAAGCUUAUUCGUAAAGCAUCUCUUUCGCAAGCUAAAAAAUCCUCAGUCGCACUAGGUAAUUCAGCCAGGUUUUGGAAAACCUUUUGGCGCAUGGAUAUCCCUUUGCCGGCUCAAAACGUUUGGUUUUGUUUGAUUCAUGGUAAGCUGCCUGCUGCUUCCAAUCUACACAAGAUCAUUCCCUCUUUCUCUCCUUUCUGCCGUCUGUGCAAUCGGGGUUCGUCUUCAGAAACCACUUGUCAUUUCUUAAUUGACUGUAGAAAAAAAUACCUCGCUUGGAAGCUCAUUUGGGCCCACUUCUUCCCUUUGCCCUCAUGGUCACGCCAUUCACUACUGCAGGCAAUCUUACAUCUCAAUUUCCCUCAACAGGAUUCAG
Messenger RNA from Rhizopus microsporus ATCC 52813, 715 nucleotides. RefSeq lists its product as uncharacterized. The transcript has a single exon. NCBI's taxonomy places the organism in Eukaryota, Fungi, Mucoromycota, Mucoromycetes, Mucorales, Rhizopodaceae. The record is from RefSeq and is a predicted model, not a curated record. The annotation marks the transcript as partial.